AUGUUUCUUGAGCAGCAUAUCAUCAUAUUCAAAGGAUUUCUGAAGGAUCAUACUGUUGCAUUGUGGGAUCUGCGUAACCUGAAGCUGAAGCUUCACUCUUUUGAGUCACACAAGGAUGAAAUCUUCCAGGUCCAGUGGUCUCCCCAUAACGAGACCAUCCUGGCUUCCAGUGGCACAGACAGACGCCUCAAUGUUUGGGAUCUAAGUAAAAUCGGAGAAGAGCAGUCUGCGGAGGACGCAGAAGACGGGCCACCCGAGCUGCUGUUCAUUCAUGGUGGGCACACAGCUAAGAUCUCUGACUUCACCUGGAACCCAAAUGAACCUUGGGUAAUCUGUUCUGUGUCAGAGGACAACAUUAUGCAAGUAUGGCAGAUGGCUGAGAACAUCUACAAUGAUGAAGAGCCGGACACCCCUGCGUCAGAGCUGGAAGGGCAGGCGUCGUAACUGAUCUCAUUAAAGAUCUACAACCCUUUCAUGAAUUCCUACUCCUUAGCUUUUGCUUUGCAGUAUUAUUCAGUAAAUUCCAUUCUCUUACUUCCUACUCCAUAAAUACCAGAUACUUUAUCCAUCACAGGGUCCUUCUGUAGACACUUUUCUAAAAGGUUUACCCCUUAGAAGUUUGGCCUCAGAUGGUUUGGAGAAACACUGCACCACUUUUUCAAUCACUUCUGAGAAGUUACAGCCUGGUGUGGCUUAUCACAGUUUUAGUUUUUGUGCAUAAACCUGGUGUCAAUUUGCAAUAAAUCUUUUGUAAUAACUUUUAAAA
Molecule: messenger RNA, 766 nt
Organism: Sinocyclocheilus grahami
Lineage: Eukaryota; Metazoa; Chordata; Actinopteri; Cypriniformes; Cyprinidae
Product: histone-binding protein RBBP7-like
Exons: 6
Coding region: 1-444 (147 amino acids)
Molecular function (GO): protein binding
Source: RefSeq, a predicted model, not a curated record